Homarus americanus (American lobster) is the source of this 3876-nucleotide messenger RNA. RefSeq lists its product as uncharacterized. The transcript is spliced from 8 exons. The record is from RefSeq and is a predicted model, not a curated record. NCBI's taxonomy places the organism in Eukaryota, Metazoa, Arthropoda, Malacostraca, Decapoda, Nephropidae. Bases 1 to 3876 code for a protein of 1291 amino acids.
AUGUGUCCCCAAGUGUUGUCCCCCAAGUGUUGUCCCCCAAGUGUUUCCAAGUGUUGUCCCCAAGUGUUGUCCCCAAGUGUUGUCCCCAAGUAUUGUCCAAGUAUUGUCCCCAAGUAUUGUCCCCAAGUAUUGUCCCAAGUGUUGUCCCCAAGUGUUGUCCCCAAGUAUUGUCCCAAGUGUUGUCCCCAAGUAUUUGCCCUAGUAUUGUCCCAAAGUAUUGUCCCAAGUAUUGUCCCAAGUGUUGUCAAGUGUUGUCCCAAGUGUUGCCCCAUGUGUUGUCCAAGUAUUGAUACAAGUGUUGCUAGUGUUGUCCCAGUAUUUAAGUGUUGUCCCAAGUAUUGUCCCAGUCUUGUGUUGUCCCAAGUGUUGUCCCCAAGUAUUUCCAAGUGUUGUCCCAAGUGUUGUCCCAAGUGUUGUCUGAUGUUGUCCCAAGUGUUGCCCCAUGUAUUGUCCCAAGUGUUGUCUAAGUGUGUCCCAAGUGUUGUCCCCAAGUGUUGUCCCAAGUGUUGCCCCAUGUAUUGUCCCAAGUAUUGUCCCAAGUGUUGUCCCCAAGUGUUGUCCCAAGUGUUGUCUAAGUAUUGUCCAAGUAUUGUCCCAAGAGUAUUGUCACCAAGUGUUGUCACCAAGUGUUGUCCCCAAGUGUUGUCCCCAAGUGGUCCCCAAGUGUUGUCCCAAGUGUUGUCCCAAGUAUUGUCCCAAGUAUUGUCCCCAAGUGUUGUCCCCAAGUAUUGUCCCAAGUGUUGUCCCCAAGUGUUGUCCCAAGUGUUCUCCAUGUAUUGUCCCAGUGUUGACCCCAAGUGUUGUCACCAAAUGUUGUCCCAAGCGUUGUCCCAAGUAUUGUCAAGUGUGUCCCAAGUAUUGUCCCAAGUAUUGUCACCAAGUGUUGUCCCAAGUAUUGUCCCAAGUGUUGUCCCAAGUGUUGUCCCAAGUGUUGUCCCAAGUAUUGUCCAUGUCCUAAGUAUUGUCACCAAGUGUUGUCCCAAAUGUGUCCCCAAGUGUUGUCCCAAGUGUUGUCACCAAGUAUUGUCACCAAGUAUUGUCACCAAUAUUGUCCCAAGUAUUGUCACCAAGUGUUUGUCUGUCCACCAAGUGUGUCACCAAGUGUUGUCCCAAGUGUGUCACCAAGUGUUGUCCCAAGUAUUGUCUAAGUGUUGUCCCAAGUAUUGUCCCAAGUAUUGUCCCAAGUGUGUCACCAAGUGUUGUCCCAAGUAUUGUCCCAAGUAUUGUCCAAGUAUUGUCACCAAGUAUUGUCCCAAGUGUUGUACAGAGUAUUGUCCCAAGUGUUGUCCCAAGUAUUGUCCCAAGUAUUGUCCCAAGUAUUGUCCCAAGUGUUGUCACCAAGUAUUGUCACCAAGUAUUGUCCCCAAGUGUUGUCACCAAGUGUUGUCCCCAAGUAUUGUCCCAAGUAUUGUCACCAAGUAUUGUCACCAAGUGUUGUCCACAAGUAUUGUCACCAAGUUGUCACAAGUGUUGUCCACCAGUAUUGUCCAAGUAUUGUCAUCAAGUGUUGUCCUGAUGUUGUCCCAAAGUAUUGUCACAAGUGUUGUCCCCAAGUGUUGUCCCCAAGUAUUGUCCCAAGUAUUGUCCCCAAGUGUUGUCACAAGUAUUGUCCCCAAGUGUGUCACCAGUAUUGUCACCAAGUAUUGUCACCAAGUGUUGUCCCAAGUAUUUGUACAAGUGUUGUCCCAAGUAUUGUCCCCAAGUGUUGUCCCCAGUAUUGUCCCAAGUGUUGUCCCAAGUAUUGUCCCAAGUAUUGUCCCCAAGUAUUGUCACAAGUGUCACCAAGUAUUGUCCCAAGUGUUGUCCCCAGUAUUGUCCCCAAGUGUGUCCCCAAGUAUUGUCCCCAAGUAUUGUCAUUGUCACCAAGUGUUGUCCCAAGUAUUGUCCCAAGUGUUGUCCCAAGUGUGUCCCAAGUAUUCUGCCAAGUAUUGUCCCCAAGUGUUGUCACCAAUAUUGUCACCAAGUGUGUCACCAAGUGUUGUCACAAGUAUUGUCCCCAAGUAUUGUCCCCAAGUAUUGUCUAAUGUUGUCCCCAAGUGUGUCCCCAAUUGUCUGAUAUUGUCCCCAAUGUUGUCACCAAGUAUUGUCACCAGUCAAGUGUUGUCACCAAGUAUUGUCACCAAUGUGUCUCCAAGUGUUGUCACCAAUGUUGUCACCAAGUAUUGUCACCAAGUAUUGUCACCGAUAUUAUCCAAGUGUCACCAAGUGUUGUCACCAAAUGUGUCACCAAAUGUGUCACCAAGUGUAUCAAUAUUGUCACCAAAUGUGUCCAUGUUGUCACCAAGUAUUGUCCCAAAUGUGUCACCAGUGUUGUCACCAAGUAUUGUCCCUAGUAUUGUCACCAAGUGUUGUCACCAAGUAUUGUCACCAAGUAUUGUCACCGUGUAUGCCAAGUGUUGUCACCAAUGUGUCCCCAAGUGUUGUCCAAGUGUUGUCCUAAGUGUUGUCACCAAGUAUUGUCACCGUGUGUCCCCAAGUAUUGUCACCAAGUAUUGUCCCCAAGUAUUGUCCCCAAAGUGUGUCACCAAGUGUUGUCACCAAGUAUUUGUCACCAAAUGUGUCCCAAAUGUGUCCCCAAGUAUUGUCACCAAGUAUUGUCCCAAGUAUUGUCACCAAGUAUUGUCACCAAGUAUUGUCACCGUGUGUCACAAGUGUUGUCACCAAGUAUUGUCACCAAAUGUGUCUCGAAUAUUGUCACCAAGUAUUGUCGUGGUCACCAAUAUUGUCCCAAGUAUUGUCCCCAAGUAUUGUCACCAAGUAUUGUCCCCAAGUAUUGUCACAAGUAUUGUCCCGAGUGUUGUCCCCAAGUGUUGUCCCAAUGUAUCACCAAGUAUUGUCACCAAGUGUUGUCCUAAAUUGUCACCAAGUAUUGUCACCAAGUAUUGUCACCAAUCACCAAGUGUUGUCACCAAUAUUGUCACCAAGUGUUGUCCCCAAGUGUUGUCACAAGUAUGUCACCAAGUAUUGUCACCAAGUAUCACGUAUUGUCUCAAGCAUCACCAAGUGUUGUCCCAAUAUUGUCACCAAAGUAUUGUCCCCAAGUAUUGUCCCAAGUGUUGUCCUGAGUUUGUCACCAAGUAUUGUCCCCAAGUAUUGUCACCAAAUUGUCCCAAGUAUUGUCCCCAGAAAUUGUCUCACCAAGUAUUGUCCCCAAGUGUUGUCCACAGAAGUGUGUCCGAUGUUGUCCCCAGUAUUGUCCCCAAGUAUUGUCACAAAUGUGUCACCAAGUGUUGUCACCAGUGUUGUCACCAAGUAUUGUCCCCAAGUAUUGUCCAAGUAUUGUCCCCAAGUGUCAAUGUGUCCAAGUGUGUCCCAAGUAUUGUCCCAAGUAUUGUCCCAAAUGUCCCCAAGUAUUGUCCCCAAAUAUUGUCACCAAGUAUUGUCACCAGUAUUGUCACCAAGUGUUGUCCUGAGUGUGUCCCCAAGUAUUGUCCCCAAUAUUGUCCCAAGUAUUGUCCCCAAAGUAUUGUCACCAAGUAUUGUCACCAAUAUUGUCACCAAGUGUUGUCCCCCAAUGUCUAUGUCCCCAAUGUUGUCACCAAGUGUUGUCCCCAUGUAUUGCCCCAUGUUUGCCCCCAAGUGUUGUACCCAAGUGUUGACCCCAAGUAUUGUCCCCAAGCAUUGUCCCAAGUGUUGUCCCCAUGUGUGCCCCAAGUGUUGCCCCAAGUGUUGAAAGUGUUGUCCCCAUGUGUUGCCCCAAGUGUUGUCCCCAUAUGUGCCCCCCAAGUGUUGUACCCAAGUGUUGACCCCAAGUGUUGUCCCCAAGUGUUGUCCCCAAGUGUUGUCCCCAAGUAUUGUCCCCAAGUGUUAUCCCCAAGUAUUGCCCCCAAGUGUUGUCCCCAUGUAUUGCCCCCAAGUGUUGUACCCAAGUGUUGA